Messenger RNA from Elaeis guineensis (African oil palm), 1002 nucleotides. NCBI's taxonomy places the organism in Eukaryota, Viridiplantae, Streptophyta, Magnoliopsida, Arecales, Arecaceae. The record is from RefSeq and is a predicted model, not a curated record.
AUGGGACAGGUGGCCAACAUGGUAGCUAACAGAACUCAAGGAUCAUUGCCUAGCAAUACUGAAACGAACCCGAAGGAGCAUAUGAAGACAAUUACCUUGAGGAGUGGAAAACAACUAAGGGAACAACAAGGGAAAGAGCCUGUUAAAGAACAAGUAAAAGAACAAACUCAAGAAGAGACUGUGGUCAAAGAGAAGCUAAAAGAGAAAAAGAAAGAGCCAAUAAAGCCCUACAAUCCAUCAGUUCCUUUUCCUCAAAGGCUCAAGCAAAGUAAUGAUAACAAGAACUUUCUGAAGUUUUUGGAGGUCUUCAAGAAACUACACAUAAAUAUUCCAUUUGCGGAGGCAUUAGCUCAGAUGCCUAGCUAUGCCAAAUUUUUGAAGGACAUCCUUUCCAAAAAGAGAAGGCUAGAGGACCAUGAGAUAGUCAUGCUCACCGAAGACUGCAGUGCAAUCAUUCAGAACAAGUUGCCAUCAAAAUUAAAAGAUCCAGGGAGUUUUACAAUUCCAUGCAAUAUUGGCAAUAUCGAAUUCACUAAAGCAUUGUGCGAUUUAGGUGCUAGCAUUAACUUAAUGCCUUUAUCUGUUUUCAGGAAGCUUGGACUAGGGGAUGUGAAACCGACCAGUGUUUCAUUACAACUAGCUGAUCGAUCGGUGACAUAUCCUAAAGGCAUAGUGGAGGAUGUAUUAGUCAAGAUGGACAAAUUUAUCUUCCCAGUGGAUUUCAUUGUCUUAGAUAUGGAGGAAGAUAGAGAGGUACCUUUGAUAUUGGAGCAUCCAUUCCUUGCAACUGGCAAGGCACUUAUAGAUGUCCAUGAGGGUAAGCUUUCUUUAAGAGUGGGACAAGAAGAGAUUAAGGAGUACAGAGGGAACAUCUCUGUCCUCAUGCUGCCUUUGAAGCUCAUUACUUAUGGAGGCAAGAAUGAUGCAUUUGAUAGUCAUACUGUCAUUUUUCUACAUCUUAUAUAUGCCCCUUUCCUCUUCGGAAGCAUCUUCCCCAAGUGA